Penicillium chermesinum is the source of this 1245-nucleotide messenger RNA. RefSeq names its product putative C2H2 finger domain protein. Gene Ontology annotation, molecular function: DNA binding. Gene Ontology annotation, cellular component: nucleus. NCBI's taxonomy places the organism in Eukaryota, Fungi, Ascomycota, Eurotiomycetes, Eurotiales, Aspergillaceae. The coding region runs from base 1 to 1245 and encodes 414 amino acids. The record is from RefSeq and is a predicted model, not a curated record. The transcript has 3 exons.
AUGGGAAAGAAGAAACAUGGACCGACUUUGGAAGAGCUCUUGUCGCGGCCUUGGUGCUAUUACUGUGAACGUGACUUCGACGAUCUGAAGAUCCUGACUUCGCAUCAAAAAGCCAAGCACUUUAGAUGCGAGCCAUGUGGUCGACGUCUGAAUACUGCUGGAGGUUUGUCUGUGCACAUGAGCCAAGUCCACAAGGAACAGCUUACAGAAAUCGACAACGCGCUUCCUAACCGAUCAAGCGUUGACGUGGAGAUUUUCGGCAUGGAGGGUAUUCCGGAGGACGUUCUCCAGGCUCACAACCAGCGCGUCGCAACCAAUUUCUACGCAGCUGAGGCUGAGCGCCAAGCUGCCACAGGUAAUCCUCCUGCUGGAAGUACGGGAAGCGGUCGUCCUUCUAAGCGCCCCAAGAUGGAAUCCAAAGAGGAAAUCAAGAAGCGCCUGGCCGAACACCGCGCAAAGCGUCAAGCUGCGGCCUCUGGUGCAACACCUGAAGCCAACAGUCCCGCCGCAAAUUCUGUAGGUGCUGAUCAGUCUUCUGCUACUACCCCGGCCACGGUGAGUACUUUCCCCCUCCCCUCCCGCUCCACACCUUCGUCUCUCGUCGCUUCGCCCGUGCACGCGUUCUCGUACCCCCAGCCCUACGGAGGCUUCGCUGCUUCUGCCCCUCCUUACCCGCAGUCAGCCAGCCCAGUCUACCAGGGCUAUUCUCCAGCUUCCAUGCAAGCUACCCCAGGUACCCCGGUCUUCCCCCCCUCUGGAUACGCUGGAUAUUCUGGAUACCCACCUCAAUACCCAGGCCAACCCACUUACGGAGCCGCCCCUCCGCAAUUCACCCAUCCCGGCAAUGGAACAACUCCUCCUAACCUCGCCUAUCCACCUUCCUUCAUCCCUUCGCAGUCCACCACUCCGCAGCCUAACGGAUACUCCACCCCACCUGGUCUCCCUCAGCGCCCCUCUUUCGCUGCUCCCGCUGCUCCCGCUGCCCCCGAGCUGAAUACCCAGCCUGCCCAGCAGACCCAGGCUGUUCAGCAGAAUCAGCCUGUUCAGCAGAACCAGCAGGCCCAGCAACUGCAUGAGGGGCAGCCUGGAAAGGCCACAGCAACUGAGGCUGAUGGCAAAGCUCCUGUCCCAGAGAAAGCCAAGAAGCGGAAGAUCCGCUUAGUCUACCCUGAGCAGGAACUUAGCCCCGAGGAAAAGAGGGCGAUGUUGCCGAAGUACGCCUACGUGCGUCCUGCUGACCACUAA